GUAUGUCUCUACUUGAUGUCCAGCACAGGUGGCGCUUCAGGCGAUGCAAGUCCAAGCUAGCUCUCCGGCAGCACAGGUUUUUGCCAGCCGCAAAUCGCGACUCAAAGUCCUCAUACGUGCGACUACGAGGCGGCACAGCAGCGCUCUGGCCGCCCCUGGGAGCUGCGCAACCGCAGCGCUCGUCUCCGCAGCGUGCGCCCACGCAUAAAGCCAAAAAUAGCAUCACAAGCAGGAGGAUGUUAAAUUGGCUGCGGCGGCCGGACGCCAAGGAGUUGGGCAACUCAGCGUUCAAAGAGAAGAACUUGGAUGAAGCCGUACUCCAAUACACGCGGGGUUUGGAACUCUGCCAGGGCACGGCGCAGACCGAGGAGCGCUCGAAACUGCUCGCGAACCGGUCGGCGGCACAUGCGAAGCUCGGCGACUAUGAAGCCGCCUUGGCCGACGCCGAGGAGGCGGCGAGACUGCAGCCGGACUGGCCCAAGGCCUGGGCGCGCAAGGGCAAGGCGCUGACCUGUUUGCAAAGGCAUAAGGCCGCGGCAUCGGCAUACGCGCGAGGAUUGGAAAUGGCCUUGACAUUGAUGCAAAAGAAUGACGAGCGCCACGAGCGCGAGCUCGAAGCCCUACAAAAGCAGGCCAAGACCGCGUCGGACUCGUACAUGGCGCUGCUCGGCGAGACCGAGACGCUCAAACGCCAGCUCGAGGACUACACGCUCAUGUUCGGCGAGCGCGAGACCGGCGGCAAGGCCAAGGCGGGCUGAUCCCCCCGGACGGUGCGUCGAUGGCGUUCGGGGGCGCCACCCCAACGCCAUCGACGACGCGAUGUGUGUAAAAAUGUGUCUGUU
Pelagomonas calceolata is the source of this 842-nucleotide messenger RNA. The record is from the annotation of a GenBank genome assembly. Lineage: Eukaryota; Pelagophyceae; Pelagomonadales; Pelagomonadaceae.